This is a messenger RNA of Paralichthys olivaceus (Japanese flounder), 5941 nucleotides long. The record is from RefSeq and is a predicted model, not a curated record. NCBI's taxonomy places the organism in Eukaryota, Metazoa, Chordata, Actinopteri, Pleuronectiformes, Paralichthyidae.
CUGUCACAUGAGCCUUCACAUUUGCGAAGCGGCGGCCACCGCAGCGUCUGAGUGCGUUUACUCCACCGCACCGCACACGCACUCCGGACGCCGCCAGGUUGCAGACGCUGCCAGGGCGCAGCUUCCAACGAGGCGAUCCGCUGAACUGCACCGACACCCCCAUUGUGCGGCUGGCAGCAUCACCCGCUGCCUGCAAUGGCGCUGUAGCGGCUCCGGUGUGUCCGAACGCUCCCGAAGCGGCGACUCUGUCCCUCGGACUGUUUACUAACGUGGGAGUGCGAUGUUAUUGUUCGAUAGAGGGGUUGUUGUUGUGUUUGCAGAGAGCAUCCUCACCCCCCCUCCCGCUCAACACCGUGGAUUACUGUUUAUUUACAUCACGGAGCCGGAGCCAUGGAUGUGUGAAUUGGCCUAAAGGAACAACAAUAUCAACUUUGUCAGAUAAAGCAGCGCUGCAGUAGGUCAAACUAAACCCCUCACUACUAUGUUCUAAUGAGGCCACGGCGAUGCUGACAUCUCCUUGGAAUCCAAAGACCUCAUCAUGCUGAAGACGGAGGCUUCAGGGGAGAGGACCUGUCUCCGGAGUGCCUCCCCCCACCGUAAUGCCUACCGAGCAGAGUUUCAGGCACUCAAGAAGGCCUUUGACCAGCCACGGAUUGAUGGAAACUCAAAGCCCAAAGACCUGGAAAGGGUGAAACAACCAAGGGGUCGCCAAUAUGGCUCCCAUGUCAGCCGCAUCAAGGACAUGUUCAUGCAGAUGGGCACAGAAAGUACGCCAGCAAAGACAAAGGGUCAAGAGGAUUCUUCGCCACAAAAGCUGGUAAAGCCCACCAACUUCAUCAACAAGGCUGAUGGAUCUGUCAUAAAACUCCAGCAUUCCACAUCGACUGAUAGGAUUGGAAGUGCCGGAGCAAGGUUCUCAGAAACCAGGAAGCUGUUUGAGCAGCAGUCCCGUGACCAGUCUCAAUCACCAGUCUUUCCCUAUGGACGUGAUAAAAGAGGUUCCCAUGAGAAUCUUGAUGAUUGGCGAGGGGCAAGGUCCAACCGAGGCAGUACAGAUUCUUUGGAUUCACUUUGCUCCAGAGCAGAGGCAUCGUCACCGACUGUCAGUCAACUCAGUGCUGUUUUUGAAAAUGCUGACCACCAUAAUCAGGGUGUGCCCCACAGAGGAGUCAGCAGACGAGCCCUCUACUCUCCAGAUGGAUUCCAACGCCAUGGAGGAGAUCUCAGUGAGGAUGAUUCACGACAGUCUCCUGUUCGUGGUAACUAUCGGAGCAGGAUAGGGGGAAAGUUUCCUACAUCGUUGUCCUCUGAGGACCUCCUCAGUCCCAGUCCUGGAGUAGAGACAGCAGCGCUGAAACCUGUUCUCAAAGAGGAGGAGUGUCAAGAGAAAGCAGAAAAGGUUGCAAGUACAGGUGGAGAUAAACAGCGCCUUUCUGGGGCCACCACCAAUGGAAGUCAAGUCAAUGGUUCCUGUGAAGAAGAAGAGAAAUCAUCAGAAACAAGAACACAUUCUGAGGAUCUAGGGGUGUCCAAGGCUUCAGAAUAUACAGAUGAUGCUGUGAUUACCAAACAACCAGCCACUCCAGAGCCCCUGCCAACUGCAAGAGCUGAAAGCCAGGUGGAUGGAGAUGGUUCAGUAGAAGACAAGCCCUCUGACUCUCUCAAUAAUCAAGUGGAAGAACCAGAUGAGGAAUACACUGGCCACGAGCGGGUGAUUUUUAAUGCAGACGGGGACGCUUGUUACCAGGGAUGGGGUGAAAGCUGUACGGAUCCUGAGGAUGACCUCUAUGGAGACGACGAGGAUAUUGUCUACGACCCGGGCUCUGAUCUGACAGAGAUUCCUGGUCUGCCAGAGGAGAACAAAGAGGACAUCCCUCCAAAGAGAAAGAUUUGCUUCAGCACUGCUUCCAUUACAGUGUUCAACACUUACUCCAAUGAGGACUACGACCGGCGUAAUGAGGAGGUGGAUCCUGUGGCGUCCUCCGCUGAGUACGAGCUGGAGAAGAGGGUGGAGAAACUGGAACUCUUCCCUGUGGAGCUGGAGAAAGAUGAGGACGGCCUGGGCAUCAGUAUCAUCGGAAUGGGCGUGGGUGCUGAUGCAGGCCUGGAGAAACUGGGCAUCUUUGUCAAGACCGUCAUCGAGGGCGGAGCUGCUGAGAGAGACGGCAGGAUAAAGGUGAAUGACCAGAUAGUGGAGGUGGACGGGACCAGUCUGGUGGGCGUCACCCAGAGCUUCGCCGCCUCCGUCCUCAGGAACACUUCAGGAGUGCAAACGGGAGAGUACGCCACAGACGAUGAGGACACGGGGACAGCGGUGGCAGGCGGAGAGAAGAGCAUCGAGGUCUUUGAUUUGCCAGAGACAGAAGACAUCUUGUCUCCGUCGGAGUUAGACGCCAAUAAACUCUACCAGAAGUUCAGAGAGCUCCAGAUCAAACACACAGUGACCGAGGCCGAGAUCCAGAAGCUGAAAAACAAGCUGGCGUCAGUGGAGAGAGAAAAGCAGCGCUGGGAGAAGGAGAAGAGUCAGCUGAAGGCCAGCAUCGACGAGAACAAGGAGAGGAUGCUGAAACUGGAGAGCUACUGGAUCGAGGCGCAGACCCUCUGCCACACCGUCAACGAGCACCUGAAGGAGGCGCAGGCCCAGUACCAAGCUCUGGAGAAGAAGUACAACAAAGCCAAGAAACUCAUCAAAGACUUCCAGCAGAAGGAGGUGGAGCUUAUCCAAAAGGAGGAUACAGAGAGGAGGCGGCUGGAGGAGGCUGAGAAAGCUCAUCUGGCUGAGAUCCAGGGGCUGCAAGUGAGGAUUGCAACAUUAGAGUCGGAGCUGAUGCAGCUGAUGAAGCAGAACGGCAUCCAGGUCAACAACAACAACAGCAACAGUGCAGAGAGGCUCAACGCGCAGCAACACAGCCCCGUGCGAGCUGCAGCACAACUCAGAGGUUCUCGGUCUCCUGCCUUGUCGAGCCCAUCUCACAGUCUGGACAGACAAGCUCUGGACCCUGGUUCCACAGAGCCAUCAGUCGAGGACAGUCCAGAGAAACUCAAGGUCAAGGGACCCACUUUGAAUGAUGAUCUGAGCGUCAGCAGCAGUAGCUCGGUGGAGAUCAGCGGUCUGCUGGGUGAAGCCAAGAUGUCAGGACGCUCGCACACACUGGGGCUGUCCUCAGACGAGAGUCUGGAUAUGAUAGAUGAUGAGAUCCUGGACGAGGGACAGUUGUCGAAGCAGUAUCAGUGGCAGAGCCGCAGUAUUACAGAGUGGACUUCCCAGCAAGUGGCCCGCUGGCUCUUGGGCCUCAACUUAGAACACCAUAUCCCAGAAUUCACUGCCAAAAACAUAGACGGAGAACAGCUGCUACAGCUUGAUAGCACUGAGCUAAAGGCCCUUGGAGUCAGUUCUUCUCAGGACCGUGCCCUGAUCAAGAAAAAGAUCAAAGACCUUAAAGUUCUGAUGGAGAAGGCCAAGAGGAACCACGAUAAGCUGGAGAAACAACGCGAGAAGCUACGCAAGAGAGAGCUGGAGCAGCAGAAAGAGGCGCACAAAGAAUGUGCGGCAGAGUGAAGCGGGUCAUGAGCUUACCUUUACUGUAGCGCUGCAACCAGUAGCAUCAAGGAACAGAACGUCAGUCGGCCCUACAUAUGAACCCUGAGGGAUACCUGCUCAGGAGUUCAGUAGUGCUGGAGCUCCACCACAAAAUGUCAGAUUGUGAAGUGACUUCAUCACCGAGCAAUUUAAACCAAAAUGAACAGUUGGAUAAUAGGAUGCUGCCCCUCCUUUCCUUCACCCAUCCUGUGUGUUUAGACAUUUAAGAAUUCACUCUGUUCUAUUUAUUUUGCUAUUUAUGGCUUGUAAAUUGGGUUUAUUUAUCGCAUCCAGAGUGAGUCUGUGUUAAGUCUGUUUCAUCCACAUCGCUAAUCGUUCUCUGGGCCAUCAUAGCACCUGUAGACACAGCGACCGUGUACAUAUACAAUGACGUAUACAGAUAAAAAUCUGUCUGAUGUGCCAUUUUGAUAGACUUGUGUAUAUACUGUUCAGAUACAUCAAAUCUAUUGCUUUGAAGCACACACGUCAGUGUGUGUUCAUGGAAUAUAUGAGGCAGUUCUCAUCUCCCACCACCAGGUGUCCACAUGCUGCUUGCUGUCACUUCUGACAAAGAUGACACUAGAACUUUCCAACAAGAACUGAACUAGAAACUGGAAAAAGUCUCUCAGUAUGUACGAGAACACUGGAGGUGCAAACACUGUAAAUGCAAACCACUGCACUAGCUUGUCCAGUGCUCCUUACAGUAUACAUGUACCAUAACUAAAGCAGUUCUCUAUGUAAAAAUGGCAACAACAUGCUGUACUCAUUGGACUGGUUCUAAUGGAGACUUCAGGUACAAAGUAAUCAUGAAAUUUGUAACUUACCAAACCCGAACCAUAAAACAAAAGAAAAAGACGAGAAAAAGAAUCUUCCUGCUUAUAUGCGUAAUGUUGCUUUGACUCUGCUUGUAACCUGCUUCUGACCACUUUUUAUAUCCUCUCAAUAACAAAAAUAAUACCCCAUCGCUGCCUUUAGAAAUUCUAGAGAAGUAGAAUUGUCAGAAUUCUACCUGCUUCUGUGUGAGUGUUGAGACACAUACAGUAGAUUAAAUCCAUCUUCAAUUGUUAUUUUAUUCUUUCAGAAGAAUCGCAGGUCACGUUCACCGUGCAAAUGACUCUGGAAUAUUCUUAAUAAUAUUUAAGAAUGCUGCCAUACACGUGGUUUAUCUCUGUGACCAUUGGACGUGCGGAAAUUGUCUUAAACCUGAUACUUCUGAUGUUACACUGGAAAUUGCACCUGACAGAUGCAAUAUAGUUUAAUUUUCUUAUGAAACCACUUCAGUAAGACUUAAAACACUGUUUGAUUUUUCUAGUUAGAUGAAAAAUAUACCUUUUUGAAAUUGAUUUUGACCUGUGUACUUUAUGCAGCUCUUGUUUUUGAUUAUCACCGAGAGACGUGUUCCCUGUGUUACUUCUAUAUCAUUCCCAGGAAUCAUUAGAUUUACAGUAAUUAUUGAGAGGCCAGUGUCACCGUGAUGAGACAUGAAGGCAGCUCUGAGUUUUGCUCCCUUCUGUCUGUAAGGGCCCUGCCUGGUGAACUGUUAACAGGUUAAGAACAUGAAGAAGAGUUUGGGUUACAGAUCUGUUAAUUUAUUUAUUUCUGUAUUUAACAAAGCAACUGACUAUUGUUUAUGAUAACUUAUACAAAAUAAGAGUAUUAUUAACACCUAAUAAUGAUUUAUCCAGAAUUGUAUGAUUACUUCCUUUUUUGCCAAAACCUAAUUAAAGCUGUUCAUUAGAAAUGUCUUAGAUUUAAAUGGUUGUUAUCGAACGAAAGCAAGAAGCAAGAAGAAACAGUGAUUCUCUCCCAUUGUGCUUGUGGUUUUUCCUCUAAUACAACCAUAGUGCUGCUACAGUACUACUCCCAAUAAACUGCUCACGGUGUAUUCUUAUGAAAUAUUUUGUAACACUUGAACCUCUCUGUGAAUACCCCCCUCACUCCUUUUUGACUCUUUUGUAUGUAUAGUAAAAACACAGAGCAAUAUGCUGUAAGAAUCCUAAAGACGCCUUGUUUUCUAUCGUGUCAGUGUGCGUACGCCGUUUGUCGAGGGCUGAGGAGGCAUGAAAGCUCAGACCUGAGCCCAUGUGUGUUCCAAAUCUUUUUCUUUACGUGCUUGAACCGAGCUAGUCUGGCAUGAUGAAACCCAACGUGUGGACGAGACCCUGGUGCUCCUCGCAGCGUUUUCAGCCAUGAUGCCUGGAAGGGUUUUUGUCUUCACGUGCGUAGAGAGCAAGCGAUAAUCAGACUGCUAUAGCCAUGCUGACUCUCCUCCUCCUCCUUUAUUUGUCAUUACCUUGAUCUCUCUUUUUUUUCCUCAUUCUGAAAAGUUUGAAAGGGCAGCUACCUGUCACACUAAAUAAA